Messenger RNA from Fusarium keratoplasticum, 885 nucleotides. RefSeq names its product Coatomer subunit epsilon. NCBI's taxonomy places the organism in Eukaryota, Fungi, Ascomycota, Sordariomycetes, Hypocreales, Nectriaceae. Bases 1 to 885 code for a protein of 294 amino acids. The record is from RefSeq and is a predicted model, not a curated record. Gene Ontology annotation, cellular component: COPI vesicle coat. Gene Ontology annotation, molecular function: protein binding; structural molecule activity. Gene Ontology annotation, biological process: endoplasmic reticulum to Golgi vesicle-mediated transport; retrograde vesicle-mediated transport, Golgi to endoplasmic reticulum; intra-Golgi vesicle-mediated transport. The transcript has 4 exons.
AUGGAUCCCUACUCUGCCGAAGGCGAAUUGAUCAACAUCCACAACCACUUCCACCAGGGCCAGUACCAGGAGGUCAUCGACUUCGACACCUCGUCCUUCUCCCCUGACAACGCCCUUCCCGCGCGCGUCCUCGUCCUCCGAGCCAGACUGGCCCUCGGUCAAGCUGAAGAUGUCCUCGCCGAUGUGAAGGGGGAGUCGGAUCCUGCCCUUGAAGCUCUGGGUGCCCUGGCCGAGCUCAGCCUGGGCAAGGUCGACUCUGCCGUCAAGACCGUCGAGAAGCUGGCUGCGUCGUCGGCCGACAACACAACCGUUCUUAUUGUUGGAGGAACAGUACUCCAGGCUGCUGGAAAGUCUGACGAGGCCCUUGCGCUCCUCACGCAACAUCAGGGAAGCCUUGACGCCGUCGCCCUGAUCGUCCAAAUCCACCUCCAACAAAACCGAACCGACCUCGCUCUGAAGGAAGUCUCUGCUGCGCGACGAUGGGCUCAGGAUAGUCUCCUGGUGAACCUGGCUGAGUCUUGGGUUGGAUUGAGAGUGGGCGGAGAAAAGUACCAGCAGGCGUUCUACGUCUUUGAGGAGCUCGCGCAAGCUCCCUCGACCUCAUCAGUGCGAAGCCUCGUCUCGCAAGCAGUCUGCGAGCUCCACCUCGGAAGGACAGAAGAGGCCCAGGCCGCCCUGGACCAAGCUCUGGAGAAGGACGCCAACUCGGCUGAUGCCAUCGCCAACUUGCUUGUCCUGAAUGUGAUUUCAGGCAACGACGCCAAGGAGCUUACUGAGAAGCUCAAGACCGCCGACGCCAACCACCAGUUCCUGGCCGACCUGGAGGAGAAGAGCGCACUGUUCGACAAGGCCGCCACAAAGUACAGCCCCAAGGUUUCGGCAUGA